AUGGAAUCUGCGAAUACUGGUAUGACUUAUGCCACAUAUCAGUAUGAGAAUCCUUACUUUCUUCAUAGUCGGGAUCAUGCUGGUCUCAUACUUGUUUCUGAUCGUCUUUGUACUGGUGCGGAGUUUACUUCUUGGCGUCGUUCGGUUCGUAUGGGAUUGAAUGUUCGUAAUAAGCUUGGUUUUAUUGACGGUACUAUCUUGAAACCAGCUUCGGAUCAUCGAGACUUUGGAUCUUGGUCCAGAUGCUAUGACAUGGUCUCGACUUGGCUAAUGAAUUCGGUGAGUAAGGAAAUUAGUGCGAGUUUGUUAUUCAUUCCCACGGCUGAAGGAAUUUGGAAGAAUGUGUUGGCUCGUUUCAAGCAGGAUGAUGCUCCUCGCGUCUUUGAAAUUGAGCAGCGUUUGAAUAGUAUUCAACAGGGUGCUUUGGAUGUGACCACCUAUUACACACGACUUGUUACACUUUGGGAAGAGCAUAAGAACUACGUAGAGUUACCAGUGUGUACUUGUGGAAGAUGUGAAUGCAAUGCUGCAACCUUAUGGGAGAAAUUACAGGAGAGGAGUAGAGUGACGAAGUUCCUCAUGGGACUGAAUGAUUCUUACGAUGCUACUAGGCGACAUAUCUUGAUGUUGCAACCAAUACCGACUAUUGAGACUGCCUUCAAUAUGGUUACUCAGGAUGAGAGGCAUCAUUCCAUCAAGCCUCUUCCUCGGUCGGAUAACGUUGUUUUCCAGACAACUGGCUUGGCUCCCCUGCUUCCACAAGGUUAUCAAAGCCCGGUUGAUAACGCAGCCAAUGCGGUUCAAGGUGGAUAUCGCUCUCGCCCACCGAAACCUAUUUGUACCCAUUGUGGACAAAAUGGUCAUGUUAUUAACAAAUGCUUCAAGCUUCAUGGAUACCCUCCAGGUUACAUUCCAGGCUUCAAGAGCUCUCUCUCUAACUAUCAGUCUCAGAGACAUCUAGCUCCAUCACAGCCUUCUCAACCUCGAGGAUUUUCUCAGAGUCAGCAACGCCCGCAUACAGUGGCAAAUGUUAUGAGUGACCCGAUGAGUGGUCUAGACCCGAUGAAUGGUCCUAUAACAAGUUCUUCCCAGGCUCAGUCAUCUUCCAGUGCUUCAACUGUCUCUAACCUUGACUUGCACAAUAUGACGCCUACUCAAGUACAAGAUCUUAUUAAGCAUUUGACAGCACAUGUUCGAGUUUCAGAGAAUCCGGCCCCUUCCCCGUCGACUGCGUCUGUUACCGUGCAUGGUGUUAUGGCAGUCCAAUCUACUUCGGUUUCUGGGGUAACUGUUUCUCUCCCGAAUGGUACUAGGGUUGAUAUCACACACACUGGCACUGUUCCAGUAUCAUCAUCGCUUAUCUUGACUGAUGUUCUCCAUGUGCCAACAUUCAAGUUCAAUUUGAUUUCUGAGUUUAUUCAGGGCUUGACGAUUGGUAGAGGAACUCUUAUGCAUAAACUGUACAUUCUGCAACUUGAUGCAUCAUCUCUCGCUGUGUCUAAGUCUCCUGCUUCAUUGAACUUCUCUGGAUCCUUGGUGGUGGAUGGACAUCUGUGGCAUUAA
Camelina sativa (false flax) is the source of this 1563-nucleotide messenger RNA. NCBI's taxonomy places the organism in Eukaryota, Viridiplantae, Streptophyta, Magnoliopsida, Brassicales, Brassicaceae. The record is from RefSeq and is a predicted model, not a curated record.